Anopheles funestus (African malaria mosquito) is the source of this 4045-nucleotide messenger RNA. RefSeq names its product protein argonaute-3. The record is from RefSeq and is a predicted model, not a curated record. The transcript is spliced from 5 exons. Gene Ontology annotation, cellular component: P granule. Gene Ontology annotation, molecular function: protein binding; piRNA binding. NCBI's taxonomy places the organism in Eukaryota, Metazoa, Arthropoda, Insecta, Diptera, Culicidae. Gene Ontology annotation, biological process: regulatory ncRNA-mediated gene silencing. The coding region runs from base 393 to 3155 and encodes 920 amino acids.
CACAAUACGCGACAGUUUAUAUUAACGGAUUCAUUGUAUGUGUUUUCCGAGCAAAAUCAACAGGCUUUCUUGCCCUGGCACGUUCCAUUCUUAGCCAGGUAGAGCGAGUAAGGAAUACGCUUUCCAUUUCAGCCAAAAAUCCUUCCAUACGGUAUUAUCAUAUAAACCCAUUUUCGACUCCGUUCUUUAAGUGCCAAAAACUGUUGAUGAAAUUAUUUAAUGCCCUUUUGUUGCAUUUUUUAUUAUUGGCGAUUUUCUUUCCGAAAAACGGCAGAGUUGUCAUCGGUAGCUGUCAACGUUAUAAUUCGUGCGAUCGCAAUACACAAACCACGUUCAUUUCCUAGAAACCGGUGCCUUUUUCUACAUACGAAACUGCAUUUACAGCUAGCAAGAUGAGUAAGCGGAUGAACUUUUUGCGUUCAAUCAUCGAUGCCUCAUCGAACAGUUCCGUCGAUGGAUCGAAUGAUAAUUCCGCAAACCCUGACAGUGGAUACCGAACGGAACAGUUGUCUGUAGAAGAACAGAAUGCUGCCCAGUUACCAGCAGUAGGUUUAGGGCGCGGACGGUCCCAUGCACUUGCCGCAUUCCUAAAACCAUCGAAAACCACCGAUGGAAGCUUACCACUAGUUGCAACCAUGCCAAAUUUGGCCAUUGGAGGCCGUGGACGAUUUUUACAGAAGUUGUCGUCUGUUGUACCAGAUCCAAGCAAAACUUCCGAAUCCGGAGUAGUUUCAUGUAGUUCAUCUGAGGUUGAUGCUGCUGUAAUGGAGGAAAAUUUGGGUAAGUUCCUUCAAUCAACACACCUGCAGGUUCCGAAGAAGGCGGCCACGUUCGUACUGGAGAAAUCAAAAGAACCGGAAGAGUAUGCGAGACGUACCGGAACGAGUGGGACAAAGGUACAGAUGAUGAGCAACUUUAUGGAGCUGAAAUGUGAACAAAAUCGAGGAGUGUUUGUUUACACGGUCGAUUUUGAACCGUACGUAGACUCGAAACGGGCGCGCCAGCAAUGUGUGGACAGUCAUCGUAAUAUCUUCGGCAAGGCGUACACAUUCGACGGUCAUAUGCUGCUGCUUCCAAUGCAACUGCCAGAGUCGAAAACGGUAAUUACCGCUAAGGCUCCGACGGAUGAAACGCCUGUGAAGAUGAUAGUGAUAUUUCGAGUUCAACAGCGCAUGCAUCAAAACGUGAUGCUAUAUAACAAAAUAUUUCGGCGUAUCAUGUACAUUCUGCAACUGUCCGAGAUGGGACGCAAGCACUACGAUCCCUCGCAAGCACGCAUCGUGCCACAGCACAAGCUUGAAAUUUGGCCAGGUUUCGUAACGGCGGUGGAUGAGUAUGACGGAGGAUUGAUGUUAAAUCUCGACGUCACGCAUCGCGUUUUAAUGCAAACGACGGUGUACACUCACAUCAAAACAAUCGCACAGUGCCGAGAAGCCCAGUUUCAUGACAAUGUGCUGAAGUCACUGCUCGGAUCAGUCGUUCUAACGCGUUACAAUAAAAAAACGUACCGGAUCGAUGACGUUUUGUUUGAUCUGAACCCACUCUGCACGUUCCGUUAUGGAGAUCGCGAUAUCACGUACGUCGAAUACUACAAAAAGCAGUAUGGAAUUGAAAUACAAGACCAUCAGCAGCCAAUGUUGCUAAAUCGCUCUGAACGGAAAGUUAGCAACAGUGAAAAACCGCUGGAAAUUGCGCUGUGCUUAGUACCGGAGCUCUGCUACCUAACCGGGCUGACCGAUGAGAUGCGCAAAGAUUAUAAGGUAAUGCGGGAUAUUGCCACAUAUACCCGCAUCACACCUAGCCAGCGCGUACUGGCAAUGCAAAAAUUUUGCGAGAACGUUAACAAAAACGAGGUAGCACGGGAUCUAUUGGCCUCUUGGGGUUUAGAAUUGAAGACCACACCCCAACUAAUGGUGGGACGCCAACUACAGGUUGAAAAUAUCACGUCCGGCGGGGGAACUGUCGGCAGUGCCGGUCCCAGCGUGGACUUCACGCAUCAGGUGACCAACAAUCCAAUGCUAGAAAUUGUCCACAUUCGUCAGUGGAUGCUGUUGUAUACGCAGCGUGAUGAGCGGUUCGCCACGAUGUUCAUGGAUUGUGUGAAGCGUAUCAACAAACUGCUCGGAAUGGAAAUCGUUCAGCCUCAGAUCGAAAUUCUAGCACAGGACACAACGCAACUGUACGUUCAGGCGCUACGCACACGUAUUCGUCCGGGAACGCAGAUUGUGGUUAUAAUCUGUCCAACGUCACGCGACGAUCGAUAUGCUGCGAUCAAACGUAUCCUCUGCACUGAGGUACCGAUCCCAUCGCAAGUCAUAAACGCACGCACACUCGCUAAUGAUAAGCGCAAUCGAUCGAUUGUGCUAAAGAUUUUGCUGCAGAUGAACUGUAAACUUGGUGGUACGCUUUGGAGCGUAAAUAUACCAUUGAAGGAAACGAUGAUUUGUGGUAUGGACAGCUACCACGAGGGUAUGAAACGAGCGAAUUCUGUAUCCGCGUUCGUCGGCUCGUUGGAUUCUUCCUUCACGCAUUGGUACUCUCGGGCAACGAUUCAGGAACGUAAAGAAGAACUGUUGAACGGGAUGUGCGUAUCACUCGAGAAAACGCUGCAAGCCUACCGGCGCCGCAACUGUACGCUCCCACAAAAGAUCAUAAUUUUUCGCGAUGGUGUUAGUGAUUCAAUGAUGGACGUCUGCGAGCAGUACGAGAUUCCACAGCUGGAGGCAGCCUGCAAGAAGGUCGCACCAGAUUACGCCCCAAAGAUCACCUUUAUCGUGGUGCAGAAGCGUGUUAUAACGCGCCUGUUUAGCUUGGCUGGAGGUGGGCCCGACGGGUUAGCAAAUGCUCCGCCCGGUAGCGUGCUUGAUCACAUGGUAACGCGUCGAAACAAAUAUGAUUACUACCUUGUGGCACAAACCGUCCAAAUGGGAACUGUAACACCAACGCACUACAUCGUGCUGCGAGACGAUUCUCAGUUUUCACCCGACGUGCUGCAGCGACUGAGCUACAAAAUGUGCUACAUGUACUACAACUGGCCCGGAACUAUCCGGGUUCCCGCCUGCUGUCAGUACGCACAUAAACUAGCCUAUCUUAUUGGACAAUCGGUGAAGCGAAUGCCCGCAGAAACAUUAAACGACAAACUAUUCUUCCUUUAAAUUCUGGCCAUGGGAUGAGCGGCGGUCCUUUCAUAUGGAACUCAACGACAAAGGUAAAAAUGGACACCUUUAUAUGUUGGAUCUUAAUCAUGUUAAUUUUUUUUAUGGAUCUUAAUCAUAGUUAGAUGUUUCACGUGUAUCUCGAUAGUUUAAGCAAACGCAAAAGGAUCCAAAGGGUUACAAAAGAGAGAAUUUAUUUACAUUGAAGGAUAAAAGAACAUUUAAAGUAUAAAUGAAAUGAAAAACAGUUGUUUAUCAACAGAUUAAUUAUGUGAAUUUAUAUCGAAUAGAUGCAGACGUACUUCCAUGUUUACAAUAUUUGUGUUAAGUAACACAGUUGAUUUUUAAAAAUCUGUUAAAUCAAUCGGCUUCUAAUUCCUCAUAUUCUCCUUCUUCUCCUUUAUUAAUUUGUUACGAAAUGUAUCUGAUCUAUAAUCAAUACUUCGACCAAUUUGUUUAAAUGUUAAAGAAAUGACCUAAUUUUUCUGAUUUUUUUGCCGCAAGAGAAAUUAAAUACUUACGUUUCUAAAUAAUUUCAUUUAAAUUAAACAGCUGAAAAAAAUCACCUAAUGUGUACGUAUGAAACGUAAAUGAAAUUGCUUAACUAUUUCUCAUUAAAAUUUCCACUAUUUGCAAAACAACGAAUCAAUAAUGAUAAGUGGAUUACUUACGGUUUUUUAGUAAUGCUUUUUGCGUCUCAGAAACCAGUUACUGAUGUAUAUGAUAAGAAACGAUAAGGAAACGAGAAGGAUUUCUUAAAAAGUUGUUUUGUAUUCAAACCGGAAAUUUAUUAAAUUCUAUCCUCAUUCAAAUAAUAAAUUGCCCUGCCACUGAUACUGAACGAAUCUUAAACGUGGAUAAAAUAAAUUCAAGUAAUAAGAAAUGAAAAA